This is a messenger RNA of Chrysoperla carnea, 6066 nucleotides long. RefSeq lists its product as uncharacterized. The transcript has 5 exons. The coding region runs from base 20 to 5941 and encodes 1973 amino acids. The record is from RefSeq and is a predicted model, not a curated record. Lineage: Eukaryota; Metazoa; Arthropoda; Insecta; Neuroptera; Chrysopidae.
AAAACUAUAGUUUAUCAAGAUGACUAAAGGAAAACUACGUCAUCCACGUGCGCUUUUCCAGAUAUCAAAGGUGUUAUGGCAUCUGGACAUAUUUCGUCGAAGUUUUCGAGACUUAUCCGGUCAUGCUUGUAUGGCUGAGUCAUGUAUAUUUUGUGCAUUAAAGGAAUUAUUUUCACAAUUACAAUUCUCCCAGGAAAGUGCAUUGCCUCCAGAUGCAUUACGACGCGCCUUAGGUGAAAGUUUCUUCGACCAACAGAAGUUUCAAUUAGGUUUUAUGGACGAUGCUGCUGAAUGUUUUGAGAAUAUAUUACAACGAAUCCAUAUGCAUAUUGCACAUGGCGAAGCGGAGGAUAUGUGUAAUGCAAGACAUUGUAUACCACAUCAAAAGUUUGCGAUGACGCUUGUGGAACAAAGUGUUUGCGGUGCUUGUGGUGCUACAUCUGAACCAUUGCCAUUUACUCAGAUGGUGCAUUACGUGUCGGCAUCAGCAUUAACUGCUCAAGCCCGCCAAAAUACUCAAGGUCCAACAGACAUGUUUGGCCAACUUCUUAGAAAAGCCGGUGGUAUGGGUGACAUUAGAGAAUGUCCGAGUGCUUGCGGUGCCAAAAUACAAAUAUGUCGAACGUUAAUGAACCGACCCGAAAUAGUUUCAAUUGGUGUAGUAUGGGAUUCAGAGCGGCCAAACCUUGAACAUAUUAUGGAUGUUUUUGCUACAGUGGGUACAACCCUUCGGUUAAGCGAUGUAUUUCACAGUGUUGUCGAUACGAGAUGGGGUGCUACAAAUACCCAUCAAUUAGUUGGUGUUGUCACCUAUUAUGGAAAACAUUAUUCCACAUUUUUCUUCCAUACAAAAUUACGGGUAUGGAUUUAUUUUGAUGAUGCAACUGUUCGAGAAAUUGGUCCCAGAUGGGAUCAAGUUGUGGAAAAAUGUCGACGUGGACGAUAUCAACCAUUAUUGUUAUUAUACGCGAAUCCUGGAGGUACUCCAGUAUGUACGGAAACUGCUCCAAAAACAAUAACACCUUUACAUGCGGAUCGAACACCUAGCAUGAAACCACCAUUAUCACAGCCAAUUAUUCGACGAUCGAUUACACCAAGCCCAGAAAAGCCGAAUAUAAAUAAUAUGCGACGUGCUAUCACUCCCAAUCCAGACGCACCAUUAUAUAAUCAACAAAGACCGUUACGACCACAAAACGAUUACCAGAAUUUAGCCGUAAUUCAAGAUAAUAUUCAUGCGGUUCAAAAUUCUGGAAUGAAUGGUGAUCAAGAACCGAAUUAUAUUAGUCGAAAAACUGUCGAAAAUGUUUUAAGUGCACAAAAUGCUAAAAAACAUUUACAAGUACAUCGAAGUCUUAGUGCUGGUUCAUCGUCGAUUGCAUCCGAUGGACUUAAUGUUCCAGAUCAUUUGAAUAUUCCACGACGUCGAGACUCAGGUAACUGGAGUGGAGAUCGAAACAGUGCAUCGUCUUCCUCAUCCACAACAAUGGAGAAUCCCUACUUGUAUUUAGUGGGAAAAAUUCAACAUCGAAAUUCAGGCAGUGUUCCAGGUAGCCCAACCAGAGUAAAACCUGGGGAACAUUCGAGUGUUAGUAGUGGAAUUUAUGAUGCUGGAUAUGAUUCGUAUUCGCUGAGUUCCACUGAUAGUUUACCAAUUCAACAAGGAUUGAAACAUAAUUUACAAUUAGCACAAAUACCAGAAGUUCGAGAUCACUCCCGAAAUGGCGUUGGAGAUGAUUGCGAAAAAUUAUGUGUCGAAGCUGAUCAAUUGUUAGAUAAAUCACGACAAACCGAAGACGCACAUGAUUUAGAAACUGCGUUAGUUCUGUGCAAUGCUGCCGCGUCUAAAGCUCGAGCUGCAAUGGACGCACCGUACAAUAAUCCCCAAACAAUGACUUUUGCUCGAAUGAAACAUAAUACUUGUAUUAUGCGAGCUAGAAGCUUACAUAGAAGAAUGCUUCAAGAAAAAGGAAUGAUUGAAGGGAACCUUGAUAUCAGGCAUACCAGAGAAGGAAGCAGUGGAAGUGGUCGCCACUCACGACAAAAUUCACGCGAUAAAGGUAAUCAUUCGCGACAAAAUAGUAAAGAAUUAUUAGUUGCGCCAACACCAGUUGUAGAAAAAGCUCCAACCCCAAGUAAAAAUAUUGAAAUAUAUGCAACUCUCCCUAAAAAGAAGGGAGGAAUGUUUAAGAAACUUUCAGCUACAAAUGUGAUCGAAGAUGAAGAAUAUAUGUUAUACGAUAGACCACCACGAGAAUCACGAAGUAUUUUCUCUAGAUCGAAAACAAAGGACGAAGAAAAAGAGAAAGUCGUUCGUGAAAAACGAUCACGAAGUGAAGAUCGAAGUAAAGUUUUAAGCGAUUUAUCACUUUCCGCAUCAGAAAUGUUUAAGAAAGAUAAGAAGGAAGAAAAAGAGGAUAAAAAAGAUGGUAAAACGGGUAAAAAACAACAUAAAAUUCGCCGAAAAUUAUUAAUGGGGGGUUUAAUUAAACGAAAAAAUCGUAGCAUGCCGGAUCUCACAGAAGGCAAUACAGAAGUAUCAAAAGUUGUGGAUCCAGUUAGUACAACCGUGGAUGAUAGUAGUGUUGGAUUAAAAGGCACAGAAAAAACAGCCACCAUGUGUGGUUACCUAUCAGAAGGUCACUUGGAAUUUGCCGGUUCACCUACUGGUUGCAAUACUAACCCUAAUUUAGAACGUAGUAAAUUAAUGCGGAAGAGUUUUCAUAGUAGUGCAGGAAAAAUUUUAACAGCUGCUAAAGUGCCACCUCCUCCACCAUUAAGGACAACUUCCCAACUUAGCGGGUCUAAGUUGCAUGACGAAGUUAAUCAGACUAACAAACUAACACAAUAUCACGAUUAUUAUUAUCAUAAUAAUCAAAAUCAAAAUUAUAAUCAAAAUCAAAAUCAUACCACGGAACCACAAUCGUUACCCUAUAUGCCAUCGUAUAAUGGAUAUAAUCCGGCGAAUAAUUAUCCGCAACGUGGUGGUCCUCAAUACUACAACGAAAGUACUUUAUAUGACACCGUAAAUCAAAAUCCUUGCAAUAAUAUGAUUAUUACAAAAGCUGAUGUUCACCAAGAACAGAGUCCGAUGAAAUCUGAUUCGUACAACACACCAAUCGAUAGUGGAGUUGAUGAGGUUGACUGUGUAAUGCCAAGUGUUAGCCUCGAAUUACCUCCAUAUCCAAGUCCGCUUAAUUCUGUUUCACAUUCAAGACAACCAAGUGAAGAUUUUCCACCACCACCUCCUCCAUUAGAUCUCAGUGCUUUGGAAGAACACUUACAAGGUGUUGAUACAGGAAAAUCAACACCCGAACCAUUAGCUGCUCCAGCACCAAGCACCUUCCUUUUACAAUUACAACAAAAGAGAAAACAAAUCUUAACUGAAGAAACAGAAUUUAAACAUGAAAAGGUUGAAUCAACUGAACGAUCCUCUGGUGAUGUUUGGUUAAAAGAAUUACAAGCGAAACAAGCAGUUUUACGUUUAAAACGCAAUCAAUCGGAAGCUGCUCAAAAAUCAAAUGGAUCUUUGAAUGGUAGUUGCCAAUCACUUUUAAGUAAUGACUCAGAUAACUCGAAAGCGGCAUCUGUUAAAGAUUUAGCAUCUCGCUUCGAACAAAUACGUCUUCCGUCCAAACAAGCUGAUGCAAGUAUAAAACGAACGCCAUCUACGAAUAGUAUUUCGAAUGAUGAUCAAAUGAAUGCGAUUACUAGCGAUCAAAUACAACAGGAAAUUCGUGAAGUUGAAAUGUUGAACGCGGUUGUUGCACAAACAUUUACUGCAUCCUCAAAUGAAUUAGGUGAUUCAUCCGAUAGUGAUUCGAAACAAAGACCGAAACGCACGAAGAAGAAGAGUGUAUCAUUCUGUGAUCAAGUAAUAUUAGUUGCAACUGCAGAGGAACAAGAAGAUGACAGUUACAUUCCAAAUCCAAUUUUGGAACGUGUUUUACGAUCUGCUUUUAAUAAACCUGAAACUGAAGCUAUUGAACAGGAAAUUAGAAGUUUACGAGAAGCAGAACUUCGAAAAGAAAAUGCUGCAAAAGAACAAAUUACAAAUUUAAAUCCUUCAGUUGAAGAUAAAAUUGAUUCGAUUAUAAUGCAAAAUGCUGUUGCUACACCAAGUAUGCCAUCACCACCGAUUUCUUUCGUACGAACCGAUGCUAGUGGUAAAUUAAUGCAAGUCAAUAAUGCUGAAAAUAAUCCAGGAUUUCAACGACAAGGAAGUAAAGAACUUUUAUGCCCAACUCAACCAAUGUACAAUAAAGUUCCACCAAACUUGCAAUAUGGAUCAUCACCGAAUCAAAGUAUUUUGCCAAACAAAUUCCCACAACCUGGGCCUGCAACACAUCAAGCAAGAAUACAAAAUCUCGCACAAUCACGACAAAUCCCACAAAAUGGUGCAAUUACUUCGAAUCCACAAAACUCUUAUCAUGCUAACCAAAAUCAUUCAAGUUCAUAUCAACAAAUUCCUUCCACUCAAAAUCAACAAAGUCCUUAUCAGUUAAUUCCGUCCAGCCAAAAUCAACAAAGCUCUUAUCAACAAAUUCCAUCCAAUCCAAAUCAACAAAAUAUUCCGUCCACUCAAAAUCAACAAAGUCCUUAUCAACCAAUUCCGUCCUCUCAAAAUCAACAAAGUCCUUAUCAACCAAUUCCUUCCAAUCAGCAUAGUCCUUACCAACAAAUACCAUCGUCUCAAAAUCAACAAAGCUCUUAUCAACAAAAUCCGUCAAUGCAAAAUCAACAAAGCUCUUAUCAGCAAAUUUCUUCGGCUCAAAGUCAACAAAACUCUUAUCAACAAGUUCCAUCGUCUCAAAAUAUGCAAAGCUCUUAUCAACCGGUUCCAUCCUCUCAAAAUCAACAAAGCUCUUAUCAACAAAUUCCUUCCAAUGCAAGUCAUUUACAUUCAAAUCAUUUGCAAACUAAUCAAAUGCGGCAAUCUCCGAGUGGGUUCCAUUAUCAACAAUCUGAAUAUAAUCAAAAUGGUAAUGGUCCAAUCAAUGGCUACCACAAUGGUUAUCCAAAUAAUGGACCACAAAGCAACAAUAAUAGUGCUGUAAAUGGAUAUCCAAAUCAUCCAACAACUUACCCACAAAAUGGUAACAUCACAUCACCGGGCGUGCAAACAAAUUAUCCUUCGCAUCACGCAGGAUAUAACUCAUCGUCUCCAUCAUACACCGCACAAAGCGUACAAAACUACCCAGAAAACGCACAAAAUAUGCAACAAUAUCGACAGCACAAUCAACAAACUAAUCAAUCUGCCCCAGUUUAUCAACAUCCUCCCCCACCUGGCUCCAACUUUAAUGGACAAUAUCACCCUAACUAUGUACAAAAAGCUAUGACUCGUCAUCCAAAUAAUCAUCCACAAACAGUAUUAAAUGGUGCCCAAAAAUCAUCUCCACAAGGUGUUUACCAACGUGUUCCAGAAAACGCAAAUCAUUCAGUUUAUCAACGAUUACCGCAUCACGAAACAUCUCCACAAAAUGGUAGUGUUUAUCAAAAAUUACCUGAUCAUCCCCAGAACCAAUCCCCUUAUCAACGUGUUCCCCAACCUCACGACACACAAAUCCCAGCGAAUUCUCCAUACCAACGUGUUCCACCACCUCAUCCGGAUAAUGUGCCAAAUUCCCUAUACCAAACCGUUCCACAAAAACAAUUCGAUCCAAUGUACCCUCAAAAUCAAUCCAAUAAACUACCAUAUCAACAAAUAUCAAAAUCAAUGUUGGCUGCACAAAAAAAAUCUGUACAUUUUGAGCCAGGUACAAAAGGUGGAGCAGAAUCACCGAGCCCACCCAAAAAUGGUUUAACAAAUGGGAACGUUCCACAAAAUGAGAAUGUUUUAAAAACUGUACCGUGUAAUUUAUGUCGUAAGAAACAAGUGUUGCCACCUUUAACGUAUUGUAGUGAUUGUGAUUUUUAUAUGUCUAGAUUUCGACCGCGACAUUAAAAGUUUUAUAGUUUUGUAACUGCGAUAAUUAUUGAUACGGGCGUCAUAAAGUUUGGAAACAAUUGACAAUUGAAUUGCGGUCUUGAUUUACAUAGAUCUGUGAUUUUUAAUGAUGAGAAAUAAUA